AGGUCCCCUACACGGUCGCCAGCUUCUUUCACCUUUACCAGAAGCAAGGUUGCCUCGAUGGCCUCGUGGUAACUGCAACGGUCUCGAGCUCUCGUACGGAUUCCCGACGUCUCGGCUGGAUACAAACUCGAACGUAAUCCUAUGACACUCGCGGUCAACGCACACUCGGGAUCUGCACUUAAUAUUUAGAACUAAUUGUAUCUUUUAUUUUUCAGGUGCUGCUGCUUCUCCCAGGAACGUAUCAGGAUCGGCUCUCUCCCCAGGAACAGUCUCAGGUAAGUAUCUAAUGAUUUAUUUUCAACCCGCGUUCACAGUCUCGAGAAGCGUUAUUUUUCCUCUUUUAAUUCCUUUUAUUUUAUUUUUAGGUUAAUCAAGGAUCGUCUCCCAGGAUCAGGAUCGUCGCACAACACAAAGGUAAGUAAAUCAGUUCACUUUGAUAUUUAGUUAAUAAUAAAAUAUAAAAUUUAUUAAAUUGUCAAAAUAUUCCUUUAUAUCACAGACACUACCCGUCCGCGUCGCUUCCUUCACAUACGUGUAAACGGAAAGUUCAUUCGGGUGUUCGGAAUGCACAAAUCCCGUCCGCGACGCUUCUUCACAAACAAGUAAACGAAUGUGUCUUUUGACGUGAUUUCAGAUUUUGUUACACCUACUCGCAUUCGGGUAACUCGUAUUACGCGAAACGAUAGAGUCGUUCGAUUCGCGGAACUUCCGCCCGUCGUCACUUACUCGCAUUCGGUGAUGAAAGAAUUUGCGCGCGAAAACGUGUCUUAGUUCGUCGCGAUGUUAGCGCACACGGAAAAAACAAGCACAGUUAUAUUAACAUGACAUGCUUGGUUCAACAAGAUUUAGUUGGACUAAAUAGAAUUUCUGGUUAUCAUAAUAAAAUAUUCUGGUAACCAACCAGAAUAUUUAGGUGUGACAAUGGUAAAAUUUUGAUUAUUACUAAUCUAGUUAUAAUAUCUAAGUGUCUGGUUAUUAUAACUAUAUAACAUAGAUAGAUAAACAUGAUAUGUAUAGUUAAUACAAUUAAACACAAUUUUUGGUUAUUAUAAUAAAAUAUUCUGGUAACCAACCAGAAUAUUUUGUUACAAUAUCCGUAACAGUUCAUUGGAUACCGUGUGUGGAUGUUGCAUCGGAAUUAUACGCGCAGUUCUUAUUUCAUUUGAUGAUCGUAAGCAGUGCUUCCAGUCUCAAAUCUUUUACAGCAGCAAGCGAUCGACAAUCGACUAUCUGCUGUCUUUUUUCCAUGAAGGAGACAGCUCGAGAGAAAAGGAAACAGCAGAUAGUCGAGUGCCGUCGACCAAGCUGUUCGCUAUCCUCUCCACUUACAGCACGCUGCUGUGAAAAGAGUCGAGACUGGAAACACUGUCGUGAGUUUCCUCACAAAAAUCAUAAAUUUGGACUGUGGACGUGUUGGACGUGUUAAACGUGUUGGACGUGUUGUGGACGUGUUGUGGACGUGUUGUUGGAUAAAAAUAACCUCAAAAACGAUUAUAUAUUAAAAAUGGAUGAUAAAACAUGCGAUUUACUUCGUGAAUGGGGAUUUGAAGAUUAUAUUGACAUCUUUAAAGCAAAUGAAAUUGAUUAUACAGCUUUGAAAAUUAUGAAGCCUUCCGACUUUCAGACUAUAAUACCAAAGAUAGGACCUAGAAUCAAAUUUUGUGAUAAAUUAGACCAUUAUAAGGCUGAUCUACUUACACAGGUAUUGACAGUAUUUUUGCAAUUAAUCUCUUCACAAGCAUCAUCCUUAAUAAAUGACAUAUCAACAGAAAACGAUUCUUUAAAUCCUCCAAUUGUAAUUUCUGAUAACAAUGAUGUUUAUGACACUGAUAACACUGUUAUAAAAGAAACAGUAUUAAACGUAAUCACUUUGAAUGAAGAAGGAGGAGAGCAGACAGAAGAGAUACAUUCUACAACAAAUGUUAUUACACAACUCUGUGAUACUGAUUUAGAUGCAAAAGCUGCCAAAACUGUUUUAAAUAGUACUUGUAGUUAUAAACAAAAGGACGCAGCAAGAAGCAAACUGUGUUUAGCCAUUAUUAAAAAUGAGUUAAAAGAAAACGAGAACAAAAGAGUAAGUCAUAGACGAUGGCAAGAAUUAGCCUUGCAAAUACAGGACGCUAUUCCAGGAGAAAUUCAAGAGACAUAUUAUAUUCCUUAUAAAAAGCAUUCUGACAAGAAAGUAAAUGCCAAAGGCAAAUUGUACGAUAAAUAUACAAAUUAUGUAAAAGAACUACGUAAAAGUGGUUUAAGACAAAAAAUUUCAAAUUCGACAAACAAUGAACCAGUUGUAACUUUAAAUGAUGAUUUGAGUGGAAUGCUUGAGUGGCUUCGUACUCAUAAAGAACCAUACGAAGAAGUAAAAGAAAAAUGGGAUGCUACUCGUGAUGUUAGAUUGGCGCAGCUACGACAGGGAACAAGUAGUGUGUAUGAUUAUAUAACUGAAUAUAGUGCUCUUCAGUUAGCAACUGGCUUCCAGUUACUUCUAUCAGACUUUAAAAAAUUAUAUCCUGAGUACGACACACGAAUGUGGAGUAGGUGGGGAGAAUUCACAAGGAAAGUUUCACUGUUAUUAUCUAUUGAAGGAGAUUCUGAUUUGUGCCUUAUGCUAAACUUAGGACAUCUAUUUACUCCAGUACCUGUACCACUAGCAAAUAGAAAAAAGUGGAAGCCAAGUACUCAGGAAAUGAUAGAUGGAUUUAUUCUUCAUGUUAAAGUAAUGAAUGAUUUGGAGCCGAGUUUAGAAAGAGUUAGAUGCAGAGCCCAAGCUUUGAAAACAAAAGUUCAACCGCUUGUUGUUGCUGUAGGCUCAACUUUAUCAUUAUGCAAGGACUUUUACGUCGUAAUAGACAAAAAUUAUUACAGAUUCGAUGAUAUUCGCACGGCAAUAGAUGUAUGCUUUAAGUGCGUGCAUGCUUUACACGCUGAAUAUUCUCCUCAAUGUGAAAAUAUUUGGUAUUUUUUGCAAUUUGCAUUAUAUGAAUUACAUACUCAGUGGGAUAAAGUUAUACCUCAAGUAAGUAAACAGUUGAAAGCUUUUUCCGAAAAGUAAGAAGUUUUUUUAUGUUGUAACUAGU
Molecule: messenger RNA, 3077 nt
Organism: Monomorium pharaonis (pharaoh ant)
Lineage: Eukaryota; Metazoa; Arthropoda; Insecta; Hymenoptera; Formicidae
Exons: 11
Coding region: 1505-3052 (515 amino acids)
Molecular function (GO): protein binding
Source: RefSeq, a predicted model, not a curated record